UCUCCACGCCCGCAAGGCAUUCCCGAGUCUUGGCUUCCCGGAAGUGUCAGCUUUUUCCUAGAGAGUCCAGACACUCACUUCCUGUCCUCCUGCUCAGAACUCCAGCCGUGCAUGUUAAGAGAGAAGAAAUCUGUCGGAUGGCAGGAGGGUCGUUCCCAAGCACGCAACGGGAAUGAAUGCGGCUCCCUCCGGAUGGAAAGCGAAAGUUGCCUCCAUGCCACUGCAGAAAAAGCAAGAGAGCGGUUGGACGAGGAAGCCCGGGAAAAGGGGGAAACCAGUACGAUAUAGCUGGGUUUCGUGGUUGCCAGGCGAAUCCCCAAGCUCUGAGACCCCAACAGUUGAUUUUUCCUCCCAUUUGAUCCAUUAUUGCUCGUAAAAGCUUGGAGUGAAUAUUCCAUGUUUUCUUCACACAGGGCACACGAAGCACGGGGCACACAAAACGAUCUAAGUCGAGGACUAUCUCCUUUGCUGAGUGAGAAGAUGCAAACAACUCCCCCAAAUACAGGUGGACCUUCAACUUCAGUGUUCACUUAGUGAUCAUUCAAAGUUAGAACGCCACUGAAAAAAGCGACUGACCGUUUUUCAGUUACCACCUUUGCAGCAUCUCCAUAAUUAAAGUGAUCAAAAUUCAGACGCUUGGCAAUUGGUUCACAUUUAUGAGCAUUGCUGUGUCCCAAGGUCAGGUGAUACACUUUUGUGAUCUUCUGACAAGCAAAGUCAAUGGGGAAGCCAGAUUCACUUAACAACCAGAUUACUAACUGCAGUGAUUCACUUAACAACUAAGAAGGGAAUUACUUCACAGGGAAAAAGCAGAGGAACCUCAAGACCUGUACUCUGUUGCCCUCUUCUCCCUCUGCCUUGCCAGUUGGAAGCAACUUCAUCCUCUGAAGGUCUUUCUUGCACGGAGACAAAAAGAAUAGAGCAAAGCAAAGAUGAAUGAAUGACACUGUUAAAUUUCUCAUCGGAGUUUUUAUGACAUUCCGGUUCCGUGAACAAAAGAAGCUUUGAAGACUUUCGCUCAUUGGAAGGUGCAGUUGAGCCCAGAGGGAACAUGAACCCAGGAAAACCAGCUUGGGAAGGACUGGCACUUUGUGAUCCUCUUCAGAAGAGCAGUGCAAUAGACCAAAAAAAGACAGGACAGAGGAUCCAGAGUGAAAAAACAAUUACUUUCUGUGCACAGAGACAUCCCUUCAGGGAGCUCCACUAUGAAGAUGCUGAAGGUCCCCGAGGAAUCUGCAGCCACCUCCACCAUCUUUGCAAUCAAUGGCUGAACCCAGAAAAACAUACAAAAGCCCAGAUGCUGGAUUUGGUAGUCCUGGAGCAGUUCCUGGCCAUUCUGCCUCUGGAGAUGGAGAAUUGGGUGCGGGAAUGUGGAGCUGAGACUAGUCCCCAGGCAGUGGCUCUGGCUGAAGGCUUCCUCCUGAGUCAGACAGAGGAGAAGGAGCAAGGAGAGUUGCUGAUAGAGACACCCAUUCAGGAUUUGAUGGUUGAGCAUCCUAAGGCAAGAAAUGAUCUGUUAAAUCCUUGUCAGAACAAUUCAGUUGGGGAAAUUUCUGCAAAGGAUCUGAAUCGAGACAUGUCACCAGGUGCAGAGAACAGAGACAUAUGCCACCUGGUGGUAGGAGAAAUAUUUCUUUCCGAUGAAGCAGAAGCAGAAGUUGGGUUUUCAGCACAGAAUUCCAUAUCCUUCAAGGAGUUGUCCAUCUGCUUCACCGAGGAGGAGUGGGGUCUGCUAGAUUCUGAUCAGAAAGCUCUGCAUGGGGAGGUCAUGCUGGAGAUGUCUAGGAAUGUGGCUUCUCUGGCAGGCAAUGAUCAGAAGAAUGAGAUUUAUCAGGAAUCAGAAGAGACACCAAUACAGAUUCUAAAAGUUGAAGUGGGAGAAGAGAAUCAAUGGCAACCAAAAAGUGAAGACGGAAUCCAACUAAAUGAUCAACAGGAAAAAAAUCCCCUUCCUUUAUUUCUGGAAAUCUAUGACUUGCGGGCCCAAGAAGAUCUUAAUAGAGAGGAGAUGGGACAGUAUUUAGGCUGUGAUGAAGAAUUUGAAGAACAGUCGAACCUCAGUAACUCAUGUGAAUGGAGACAGGAAGGGAACAGGUAUAAUCAAAACUCCUCUCCUCAUUGGAGAGAUGAGAUGGGGAGGAAAGCAUCUGAAUGUAAGGACUAUGAAAACAACUGCAAUUACUCGAGUAACCUUGUUUCCCAUCCAAGGAAACACACUGAUGAGAAUCCAUAUAAGUGUAUAGUGUGUGGAAAGAGCUUCACAAGGAAUGAUAAACUUACCGCCCAUGUAAGAAUUCAUACAGGGGAAAAACCAUAUAAAUGCACGGAGUGUGGAAAGAGCUUCACGAGAAAUGACAUACUUAUUUCCCAUAAAAGGAUCCAUACGAAAGAGAAACCAUACAAAUGCAUGGAAUGUGGAAAGAGCUACAGUCACUCCAAAAGCCUUAUAUCUCAUGAAAUUAUCCACAAAGGGGAGAAACCAUAUAAAUGCAUGGAAUGUGGAAAGAGUUUUAGCCAAUGCAGUAGCCUUAUCUAUCAUAAAAGGAUUCACACUGGGGAGAAACCUUAUCAGUGUAUGGAAUGUGGAAAAAGUUUCACAAGGAAUGAUACACUGAUUUCCCAUAAAAGAAUUCACACUGGGGAGAAGCCGUUUAAAUGCUUAGAAUGCGGAAAGAGCUACAGUCACUCCCGAAGCCUUAUUUCUCAUGAAACGAUCCACAAAAGGGAGAAGCCCUAUCAGUGCAUGGACUGUGGAAAGAGCUUCAGCCGAUGCAAUAGCCUUACUUCUCACAAAAGGAUCCACACAGGAGAGAAACCAUAUAAAUGCAUGGAGUGUGGGAAAAGCUUCAAUCAUUCCAGUAACCUUAGAACCCAUAAAAGUAUUCACAGAGGAGAAAAACCACAUAAAUGUAUGGAGUGUGGAAAGAGCUUCACGAGGAGCACAGAUCUUACUUCCCAUAAAAGGAUCCACACGGGAGAGAAACCCUAUAAAUGUAUGGAAUGUGGAAAGAGUUUCACUCAUUCCAAUACCCUUACUUCUCAUAAAACAAUCCACACUGGGGAGAAGUCAUAUAAAUGUACCGAAUGUGGAAAGAGCUUCAGUACCAACAGUUCUUUAACAUCCCACAAAAGGAUCCAUACAGGGGAGAAGCCAUAUAAAUGCAUGGACUGUGGAAAGAGUUUUAGGACAAGCAGUUACCUUACUUACCACAAAAGAAUUCACACGGGGGAAAAACCCUACCAAUGCCUAGAGUGUGGGAAAAGAUUUAAUCAUCCCAGCACCCUUGCUUCCCAUAAAACAAUCCACACAAGGGAGAAACAAUAUAAAUGCCUAGAAUGUGGAAUGUGUUUUACACAGAGUUGUCACCUUACUUCUCACAAGAGAGCCACAAUGGGAUUUAACUAUAUAAAUGCUUAAAAUAGGGUGAGACCUUUCAUCCUUGACUUGAUAGCCUGUAACAGAAACCAUGGAAAAACAAGUGCUUCAAUGAGAAUAUUCUGGUUACUUGACCUUAAAGAGAGAUGACCACAUAGGUUAGAAAGUUGGUAACAUUCCUUCCCUGAGAUUAUACAGGUAGUCCUUGAUUUACAACCAUUCAUUUAAUAACUGUUUAAAGUUACAACGGCACACAACUGUCCGUGUUUCACACAACUGUAGUAGCAUCCCCAUGGUCAUUUAGAUGCUUGGCAGAUGGUUGAUACUUACGAUGGUUGCCGUGACCCGAGAUCUGUGAUCAGCUUUUGCAACCUUUUGACAAGCCAAGUCAAUAGGGAAGCCAGAUUCACUUAACCAUGUUACUAACUUAACAACUGGAAUGAUUCGCUUAAACUCUGACAAGAAACGUUGUAAAAUGGGGCAAAAGUCGCUUAAUGUCUCACUUAGCAACAUAAAUUUUGGUCGUAAGUUGAAGACUACAUGUAUAUGGUCUUUGAUGAUAAGCAGUGUUCAACCUUUCAGACGGUGGGUCCAGGAAAAAAAAUAUCUACAUUUGCGUUUCUUUCUCUUACCAACAUAAGUAUACACUAUAUAUUUAUUCCCUUGUAUUUUUAAUGAUUUUCCUUGCAAUGGCAAGGCUGAUGAUCAACCUUACAAGAGGCUUUGAGAGCCACACCCAGAUUUUCCAAGGGUCCACUAGGGUGGUGAUUGUGCCGUUUACUCUGAGCUUUCAGAUGGUAGGAUUGACCCUGCUUUGACUUCAUUCCCCGCCACCCCCAAGCAACGUAUAAAGUGCCAGAGAAAGGCAGAAAUAAUAUUUUUCCUCAGUGUUUCAUAAAAAUAGUUUUAGAAAUUACUAAUUUCCUUGUAAGGGGGCAGAAUGGCUCAGCAGUUAAAGAUGCUGAGCUUGUUGGCUGGAGGGCUGACAGCAGUGAUGGGAUUCAGCCAGUUCGCACCACUUCGGGAGAACCGGUUGUUAACUUUCUGAGCAGUUUGGCAAACUGGUUGUUGGAAGAAAUCAUUAGGGCAGAGAACCAGUUGUUAAAUUACUUGAAUCCCACCACUGGCUGACAGCCUGUGUUAGAGACCUGAACACCAUGCAAAGGGGUGAGCUCCUUACCCCAGCUACUGCUCACCUAGCAGUUCGAAAGCGUGAAUAGAUUACUAGAUACCACUUAGGUGGGAAGUUAAUAGUGUUCUAUGCACCUUAGUAUAUAGUCAUGCUGGUCACAUGACUACAGAAACGUCUUCAGACAAUACUGGCUCCCUUGGGAUAUGGAAAAACCUUCCAACUCCAGUGACUUUAUAUAAAGCAUACUAUUUAAAAAAUAAAGUAUAGGAAGAAGCAGAGUUGAAAUCUUACUCCGUGUGACACAAAUCAGAGGUCAGGAUCCAAAAAAAUGCAUUGAAUGAAUGAAAAGUUGCCACAAUACCAGAAUUCCUUAAUAUGCAUGGAAUCCCAAGAUCUUUAGCACUUCAGAGCCAGAUUUCUGCAGUGCAGUUUGAUUGAAUAUGGUCUCUAAAUUGCUAUUGGCUUAUUAUUGGGUUAUUAAAUUGAUCAAUUAAUGAUGUACUAUCAAGUCAGUGUUGACUCUUAAUAAUCACGUAUAUAGAUUUUCUCCAUGAUGAUCUGCCCCUGACUUGUUUUUUAGAUCUUCCCUGAUUAAAUGGGACCACCUAAUACCGAUCCUAAAACUACCAGAUUUAAUUAAGUUGAAUAAUCUAAAUUUAAAAAAAAUUUUUUUUUACCUGGUUUGGGAGUCAAAUCCCAAAGAGAGGCAGUUUUCAAUAUCAUUCAGCAUCUGCAUGAAGUUCGGCAGGUUGGUGGACACCUUAUGUAGAGUCCAAGGUCUUCUGAAAAAAGUGCAUCUUAUUUUUAGAUUAUAAAAGAUACUUAGAUAUGUAUCCAGAUAUUUGUAAAAGAACAAGUUCCCCCAGGAUUGGCCUCUCUCAUUUUUCUUCUUCAGUAGGUUCCUCAUUAAAGUUUAUACUGAUCUUUUUUGAGUACCAAUAAAUAAAUGACAUUCUUGAAGCAUUAGUUUCAAACUGAUUUUUUUUUUUAUUUACAUUUAUAUCCCACCCUUCUCCGAAGACUCAGGGCGUAAUCCUUAUGAUUUAUAUUGAUAUUGAUAUAUUGACCAUCAAUUGUGUUGUAAGUGUUAUACCUUGAUGAAGGUAUCUUUUCUUUUAGAAUAGAAUAGAAGAAUAGAAUUUUAUUGGCCAAGUGUGAUUGGACACACAAGGAAUUUGUCUUGGUGCAUAUGCUCUCAGUGUACAUAAAAGAAAAGAUACGUUCAUCAAGGUACAACAUUUACAACACAAUUGAUGAUCAAUAUAUCAAUAUAAAUCAUAAGGAUUGCCAGCAACAAGUUAUAGUCAUACAGUCAUAAGUGGAAAGAGAUUGGUGAUGGGAACGAUGAGAAGAUUAAUAGUAGUGCAGAUUCAGUAAAUAGUCUGACAGUGUUGAGGGAAUUAUUUGUUUAGCAGAGUGAUGGCCUUCGGGAAAAAACUGUUCUUGUGUCUAGUUGUUCUGGUGUGCAAUGCUCUAUAGCGUCGUUUUGAGGGUAGGAGUUGAAACAGUUUAUGUCCAGGAUGCGAGGGAUCUGCAAAUAUUUUCACGGCCCUCUUCUUGAUUCGUGCAGUAUACAGGUCCUCAAUGGA
Ahaetulla prasina is the source of this 6097-nucleotide messenger RNA. RefSeq names its product zinc finger protein 708-like. Gene Ontology annotation, molecular function: DNA-binding transcription factor activity, RNA polymerase II-specific; RNA polymerase II cis-regulatory region sequence-specific DNA binding. The record is from RefSeq and is a predicted model, not a curated record. Gene Ontology annotation, biological process: regulation of transcription by RNA polymerase II. The transcript is spliced from 7 exons. Lineage: Eukaryota; Metazoa; Chordata; Lepidosauria; Squamata; Colubridae. The coding region runs from base 1052 to 3418 and encodes 788 amino acids.